CUGCUUGUUCUCCUUCAAUACCGAAUGAAUAGAUACAAAGCAACUUUGAAAAUCUUGACAUUUACUAUUGAAAACAAAAUUCGAUUAAAAAUUUGUAAUAUUACUUAUUUGUGCGUUGCAAAUAAUUUUUCGUGAAGGACCUUAGAAAUCGAAAAUAUUUCAGGAAGAGCUUGCAUAAAGAUAUAUAUAUAAAUGGCAUUACCGGCAAAUUAUAAGCAAAUUGCUUCCAAUUUGCCAACAACAACAUCGACUGGCCAUAUGAUGUCGUCUCCAGUUCCUCCAACCUUCAACAUUUUGAAAGAAAGACUCCGAGCGCCAGAAGGAACAAAAGCAUCAAAAGAAACGAAAGAUACAACUCCAAUAUUUUCUCAUAGCAACUAUGGUAAUCCCGCGUUCACACCUCAAAAAGCAGGAAAAUCUUCAAAGCAACAAGCUGCUGAAGCAGCUCGCGUACCAAAACCACCAAAACCACCAGAAAAACCAAUGAUGCCUUAUAUGAGAUAUUCAAAAAAAAUGUGGGAUUCUGUGAAGGCUGCAAACCCUGACCUGAAAAUUUGGGAAUUAGGUAAGAAAAUUGGUGCGAUGUGGAAAAGUGCUUCUGAUUUGGAAAAACAAGAAUUUAUAGAUGAAUAUGAAGCAGAGAAGAUUGAAUAUGAGAAAAAUUUACGAACUUAUCAUAAUUCACCCGCAUAUUUGGCUUAUAUAGCUGCUAAAAAUAAAAAGUCUGAUGCAGAUGUUCAUGAAACUCCUUCAAGAGCUGGUGGAAAAGGACAGCAGGAACGAAGAAUAGAUAUACAGCCAGCUGAGGAUGAAGAUGAUCAAGAUGAUGGUUAUUCGGUAAAACAUGUUGCUUACGCCAGAUUCAUCAGAAAUCACCGGUUAAUUAAUGAAAUAUUUUCUGAUGCUGUAGUUCCUGAUGUAAGAUCUGUUGUCACUACACAACGUAUGCAAGUACUUAAAAGGCAAGUAACAUCAUUAACAAUGCAUCAAACUAAAUUAGAAGCUGAACUUCAACAAAUGGAAGAAAAAUUUGAAACUAAAAAACGGAAAUUACUAGAAUCAAGUGAAAUAUUUCAGGAAGAAUUAAAAAAACACUGUAAACCAGCUGUAGAUGAAGAAACAUUUCAGAAAAUGGUUCAAAAAGCUUAUGAAGAUUUAAAACGUGAACGUUCAAAGACAGAUGAACCUUUAGGAAAUAUAAAUAACUCUAAUCCACAAAGUAAUGCACAAAAACCAAUUAUGGCAAAUUCAGGAUCAACAAUAAAUCGUAAUGAGGACACAAAGACAGUAACAAAUCAAACAUCUGCUUCUAAUAUGCCAACUCCACCAUCACAAAAUACUGCAUCUAAUGCAUCAUCUUCUUCAAAUCAAACUCCAAGCACUCAACAAGUUUUACAACCAACCGUUACAAAUCAAACUUCAAGUAAUCAAGGUCCUUCGUCUCAAACAUCUCAGAACCUUCAAAAUGGUGGUCCGCCUGUAAGCCAACAGUUAAAUCCUACUUCAUUACCUAUUCCUAAAAUGUCAACAGGAUUAUUGCCAGAGGCUGCUCCUCCUCCUUCGAAUUCGCCAGCAGUUCAUGAUAAUUCAAAAGAUCAAAAUGAACCAAUGGACAUGGAUAUCGAACCACCAUCGAAACAUGCACCUGCAAUCAUUCCAGGAGCUGGUAUGAAACCAAAUCUGCCACCUCCACCUACAAUGAACGCUGAUAAACCAAAAACACCUCCAAAUAAUCAACACUUAACUAAAGAAAAUCAAUUUGGAAUCGAUUCCCCUAAAGUUAAAGGGCGCAAGACUUCAACCGAAAAUUGGGACAAAACUGGUGAAGGCCAGUCUAAACAUGAUGUGCACAAUGAACCAAAAAUAUCUGAGCAAUCUCAUCCAGUUCAUCCAUCGUCAAUAAUGAAUCCCUUGCAAAGUAGUCCGAGUCAACAUCGUGGUCCUAUGUCACCAUCUGGAAUGAUGCAAACAGCUCCUUCAGUUAAUUUACCACCAAAUCCUCCACAAACCCCGACGGGUCCUUCUGGACCUCCAGGUCCUCCACAACAACACAUGCCGACACAACAACAUCCUACUAGUGGACCUCCUGGUCCAGACACUCCUCCAGUUGUUCCGCCUACUCACCACGGCCCUCCAAGUCAUCAUAUGUCACCACACAUGGGCAGUCAUCAUCCUGGCAUGCAUCCUAAUUAUGGCGGCUAUGCACCUCCUCCUGGGCCUCCGAGAUCACCGUAUUAUGCGCCACAGUACGGUGGCCAUCCUCCUCCGCAACCUUACGGACAGUAUGCGCCAUAUCCCUACCAUCAACAAUACGCUCCUCCGCCAGGACAUUAUAUGGGUCGUCCAGGACCAGCAGGACCCCCAAUGCAUUAUGAUCAUGGUGCAGGACAACCUCCACCACAGCAUAUACCACCUCAAAUGGAUGGUCAUCAUAAUUCAUAUGGUCCUCCAGCUCAGAAUACAACCGCACCACCUCAAGUUGGGCCGCCAGGACAAUCUCUCCCCCCAAUUUCAAAUGAUGAAGCAAAGCGUGAUGACAGCGGUGCAGAUUCUGACAAAAAAGAUAGUGAAUAAAAGAUGCACAUUUUUAUUUAAUAUUAAACUAAAAUUAAAGUUUUAUUUCAAAAGCUAAAACAAAUAAAUUUAAAAAUUUUAAA
Messenger RNA from Condylostylus longicornis, 2657 nucleotides. RefSeq lists its product as uncharacterized. The transcript has 9 exons. Bases 193 to 2574 code for a protein of 793 amino acids. Gene Ontology annotation, cellular component: SWI/SNF complex. Gene Ontology annotation, molecular function: nuclear receptor binding; nucleosomal DNA binding. Gene Ontology annotation, biological process: negative regulation of DNA-templated transcription. NCBI's taxonomy places the organism in Eukaryota, Metazoa, Arthropoda, Insecta, Diptera, Dolichopodidae. The record is from RefSeq and is a predicted model, not a curated record.